This is a messenger RNA of Triticum turgidum subsp. durum (durum wheat), 1143 nucleotides long. The record is from the annotation of a GenBank genome assembly. Lineage: Eukaryota; Viridiplantae; Streptophyta; Magnoliopsida; Poales; Poaceae.
AUGUCGACGAAUGCAGGGAAGAAGGUGUACAUUGUUGCAAUGGUGAUACGGGUGAUCUACACCGGCAUGUACGUCGUCUCCAAGGCGGCCUUCGACGGCGGCAUGAAUACCUUUGUCUUCAUCUUCUACCGCCAGGCAGCCGCCAGUCUUCUCUUGCUACCCCUCGCCAUCCUCCUUGAAAGGAGAAACGCUCCACCCAUGUCACUGUGGUUGUUCACCAAGAUAUUCAUGUAUGCUUUACUCGGGAACACGGUGAGCAUGAACCUGCACAACAUGAGCCUCAAGUACACCUCCGCGACGGUGGCUUCAGCCACGAGCAACUCCAUCCCCGUCUUCACCUUCCUCUUCGCCGUCCUCCUAUAUUAUGAAGCCAUCAAGCUCCGCACCGCCUCGGGCGCAGCAAAGCUCGCCGGCGUCGCGCUCUGUGUCGCCGGGGUCCUCGUCAUCGCCCUCUACGCCGGCCCGCCGCUCAACCCCCUCAACCACCACCGCGCCUUCGCCGCCGCCAUGGCCGGCGGGAAGCAAGGGGAUUGGAUGGAAGGCACGUUCCUGAUGCUCCUGGCCAACCUGACGUGGUCGCUCUGGAUCGUCCUCCAAGCGCGCCUCCUCACGGAGUACCCCAAUAAGUUGCUGGCCGCGACACUGCAAUGCCUGCUCAGCACGCCACAGUCCCUCGCCCUGGCGGCUGCUGUGACCGCUUUCGGGAAGGACAUGUCCGUCGCGUGGAGGCUACGGCUGGAUGUGGGGCUCGUCGCCGUGGCCUACUCCGGGUUCGUGGUGACGGGGGUGUCCUUCUACCUGCAGGCAUGGUGCAUCGAGAGGCGAGGCCCCGUGUUUCUGGCCAUGACUAAUCCGGUAGGGCUCGUGCUCACCAUGUUCUGCUCCUCCUUCUUCCUCGGUGAGGUCGUUCACCUCGGCAGCGUCCUUGGCGGGGCGCUGCUGGUCGCCGGGCUGUACAGGGUGCUCUUGGGGAAGAGCAAGGAGCAUCAACAGUCACCACCGCCACUGCCGCCUAGACUAGCUCCUGCAUCAGCAGCGUCUGACGUUAAACAAGGAUGCUGCAGUAGUAACGCUCGUAAUGGUGACAAGGAGGAUAAGAUAGAGUUGGAGGAGAAGAAUAUCAAGAUGGCUUCACAGGUGUAG